UUGAGAAAUAUUAAGAAAACACUCUUAACAAAUUAGAUUCUUCCUAGAUGCUAUGGUAUUUUAUAUUUUUGUAACAAUUUUAUAGUAUUAGUGUGAGAAUUAACGUUAAAUUGUGAAAUGAUAUAAUAUUCAUAUAGAGUUGCACUUAGAAAUAUUCCUUCCCAUUUCUCAUGUUUUUUAUGACGUCUUGUCUUGUGACGAUAGCUUCAGGUUCAAACCCAACCCUUUCAUUAAUGACAUUGUUACAAUGAUCGUCUAAAUUCCGAGAUAUGUGUAGAUAAAAACAAAAAUGCUUUCUCAAUGCAUUUAAUAAUUUGAUUUUCUCAUCAGCCACAUAAAUCUCUCAACUUUUUUUUAUCGACGUGGACCAAAAAUAUAACAACAAAAAAAUGUAAAAGGAAAAAAUGGAAACCAAAAUUGCGCCAACACGUCACAUAUACACUUUUCAGUUUUAAUCAACAAAAUAUCUUUUCGUAUAUCAGCUAGAAAUAUCUCUCCUCUCUCACCCUCCUCCUCCAACCGCCAUGUCCGCCGCCAACUCCGACCACCACCUCGACACCCCAAUCCUCGAUUCCGAGUCAACCCACCUAAUCCAAUCCAUCUCCGAGCAAGGCGGGUACGCCUACAUCAGAAUGGCGUCUCGAGCCGCCGCUGGCGACCUCCGCGCGGCGGAGGCGGCUCGCGAGAUGGCUUGGGAGCAGCUCCACUCGGGUCCCUGGCACUCCGUUCUCCCCGUUUGGCGCGACGCCUACUCCAUGGCCUGCCUCCACGUGUCCAAGCUCCAUGCCGCCGCCGGUGAGUUCAGCGACGCUCUCCGGGCACUCGACAUGGGCCUGAUCAUGGGCGGCCCGCUCUUGAAACCCGACUUGCACUCCCUCGUCACCGUCGUCUCCGCCAAAGCCAGGGCCGCUAGGGUUUCUCAGCAGCAGCAGAAAUGUCCCAAUGCGGACCGCCGAUUGGUCCGUGACGAAGUCGUCUCUAAGGAGUUGCUUGGAGUUUUGCCCAGAAAGUCACUUUCUUGUAAAAUGGUUGUGAAGAGAUCAGGCCUGUCUUUGGAGGGGUUUUUGAGUGAAUACUUGUUACCAGGUCGCCCGGUUAUAAUAACCGAUGGUAUGGAUCAUUGGCCUGCCAGGAGUAAGUGGAAUGACUUGGAUUAUCUAACAAAGGUUGCCGGUGAUCGCACCGUGCCAGUUGAGGUCGGGAAAAAUUAUUUGUACCCGGAGUGGAAGCAAGAGCUUAUUACAUUUUCCCAGUUUCUUGAGAGGAUUCAGGCUAGUGGCUCUACUUCUGCUGCCCCAACAUAUCUUGCUCAGCAUCCAUUGUUUGAUCAGAUAAAUGAGCUACAUGAGGACAUAUGUAUUCCUGACUAUUGUUUUGCCGGUGGUGGCGAACUAAGGUCUCUAAAUGCUUGGUUUGGUCCAGCUGGGACAGUAACUCCGUUACACCACGAUCCACACCAUAAUGUUCUUGCUCAGGUAGUUGGCAAAAAAUAUAUAAGGCUCUACCUUGCAUCAUUGUCCGAGGAACUCUACCCAUACACUGAGACCAUGCUAUGCAACUCAAGCCAGGUUGAUCUGGACAAUAUAGAUGAGAAUGAGUUCCCAAAGAUGCGUGACUUGGAAUUCGUUGACUGCAUUUUAGAGGAAGGUGAUAUGCUUUAUAUCCCACCAAAGUGGUGGCACUAUGUGCGGUCUCUAACGCCAAGUCUCUCUGUUAGCUUCUGGUGGAGCGAGCAUGAAAGUUCAUAGCUUUUUGGGUGGAGUGAGUAUGAAGUUCGUAGCUUUUGGUGGACGAAGUAUGAAAGCUCAGCUGUAUCUUGCUUAUUGUUUGUUAUUAUUGGUAUAAACAGGGGAGUUUGCAACAAGAUUACAUUCUCAUUUAUAACCAAUUCUGCUGAGUUUUACAGCAUAUCAUCAGACUCACAGAGGUCCCAAUUAGAAGUAACUGUUGCAACAUUUUUGAGGAUAACAUUUCAACAUC
Malus domestica (apple) is the source of this 1980-nucleotide messenger RNA. RefSeq names its product lysine-specific demethylase JMJ30. The record is from RefSeq and is a predicted model, not a curated record. NCBI's taxonomy places the organism in Eukaryota, Viridiplantae, Streptophyta, Magnoliopsida, Rosales, Rosaceae. Gene Ontology annotation, molecular function: 2-oxoglutarate-dependent dioxygenase activity.